Molecule: messenger RNA, 1064 nt
Organism: Triticum urartu
Lineage: Eukaryota; Viridiplantae; Streptophyta; Magnoliopsida; Poales; Poaceae
Product: ras-related protein Rab7
Cellular component (GO): vacuolar membrane
Molecular function (GO): GTP binding; GTPase activity
Source: RefSeq, a predicted model, not a curated record
GGAUGGAUCGCCCUCCGAAGUGUCUCAACUCGCAGCGCCUUUUCCCUCGCUCCCCGUGCACCGCCCCGUGACACAACUGCACUGGUGGUGGAGUAGAUAGGGGCGGGAGGAGGAGGAGCUGACAGGAGGAGAGCGAGAGACAGACCGAUCGAUCGCCCACCGGCCCCGCCCGCCGCGCGCAUCCGUCCGUCCGCCGCUGCCCGGCCCGGCCAUGGCGAUGGCGCCGAGGAGGCGGACGCUGCUCAAGGUCAUCGUCCUCGGCGACAGCGGGGUCGGCAAGACGUCGCUGAUGAACCAGUAUGUGAACAAGAAGUUCAGCCAGCAGUACAAGGCGACCAUCGGCGCCGACUUCCUCACCAAGGAGGUCCUCAUCGAGGACAGGCUCGUCACCUUGCAGAUUUGGGAUACGGCAGGGCAGGAGAGGUUCCAGAGCCUCGGCGUGGCCUUCUACAGGGGAGCCGACUGCUGCGUGCUAGUCUACGACGUCAAUGCCAAAAGAACAUUCAACACGCUUGGCACCUGGCAUGACGAGUUCAUCAACCAGGCCGGCCCAUCAGACCCCAAGCAAUUCCCCUUCAUUUUGGUCGGGAACAAGGUCGAUCUGGACGCUGGAAGCAGACGAGUGGUUCCUGAGAAGAAAGCAAAAGACUGGUGCGUCUCCAAGGGCGACAUUCCGUACUUCGAAACCUCGGCCAAGGACGACUACAAUGUCGACCCCGCUUUCCUGUGCAUCGCCAAGCUCGCCUUGGAGCAUGAGCACGAUCAAGACAUCUACUUCAAUUCAGUUGCAGAACAAGGCCCUAAAACCGAAGGACAGACGAGCGGAUGCGCGUGCUAGGCUAGCAUCUUGGCAUUACUGUCCAGUAUAAGGCUACAAUUCUGCUGCAUUUAUCGCACUGUAUCCAUUCUUGAAUGUAAUGUAUGUACCAUACGAUAGUUAGUGACUGAUCAACAGUUGCAAGCUGUGCUCCCUUAGCUGGGCAAUAAAAUGUAAACAGUUCCAACCAAGGAAUUAUUGUCGACCUAAUUCUUCGUCGGUUGUAACAUGUUGCACUUCAACUGCU